CAAUUUCCUUAAUGUUGAAUGUUGAAUGUUUUGAACUUUUUUCCCUCUGUAAAUUUUCAAUUUGUUUUGUAUGCCAUAUUAUGUUGUUGGAAUACCUAUUUGAUUUUUAAUAUUUUUGUACACCUAUCAACCCGAGUACCCGACCAAAUAAAAAUUCAAAUAGUGUUGACGGAGAGAAAAAAAUAACAUUUAAAUAGUCGUGGACGUGUACUAAAUCUCUUUCCAACCUUCUUACAGUUUUGCUCCACAAUGCCAGAAAGUCAAAGUGUCAAACUUCCAAGGCCAACUAUUGCACCAUAAAGCCAACAAGUAUUAUUUAAUUCUCUUUAGGUUUCCGAGUUUAUUAUUGCGGCUCUCUCUCUCUUCGUUCACACACACACAUCUAUACGACAUUUUCUCUAUAUAAACCCAUAAUGUAAAAACAAUCCCCUUCCCAGACUACUACUAUCCUUAUUAUCUCCCUCUCUUCUCUACCUAUAUCUCUCAAUCAGAAGGACAAGAAACACCAAUAAAUAAAGCUGGGGACCGAUCAAUCCAGAAAGAUAUCAAGAAAGUGCAUGGAGGUUAAGAGUAACAGUUGUAUUGAUAUGAGUGGUGGUGAAGAAGAUGAUCAAAUGAACAUGAUAAUGAUAGAUGAUAUUCGAAGAGGUCCAUGGACUGUUGAAGAAGAUUUCGCUCUCAUCAAUUACAUCGCUCAUCACGGCGAAGGCCGAUGGAACUCUCUUGCCCGUUGUGCUGGACUGAAGAGAACUGGAAAGAGUUGUAGAUUGCGGUGGCUUAAUUAUCUCCGCCCAGAUGUUCGUCGUGGAAAUAUUACUCUUGAAGAACAACUUUUGAUUCUUGAACUUCAUUCACGUUGGGGCAAUCGGUGGUCAAAAAUAGCACAACACUUGCCGGGAAGAACUGACAACGAGAUAAAGAAUUAUUGGCGAACAAGAGUUCAAAAGCAUGCUAAACAGUUGAAAUGCGAUGUCAAUAGCAAACAAUUCAAGGACACCAUGCGUUAUCUUUGGAUGCCACGAUUGGUUGAGCGGAUUCAGGCAGCUUCCACCAACACCGGAGAUUCUUCCUCCCUAACAACCUCUACCACCACCACCACCAACCACGAUGACGUGGACAUGGAUAAUAGUGGUACAAGGAAACUGGUAAUGCCCAAAACUUUCUCUGGUACUUAUGGGAAUACCCAAAUUAAUCCUCCGGACACGACGGAGGAGAAUUCAAGAACCACCGCGGUUUCACCGGUAUCAGGUUUGACCGAUUGUUAUUAUCCGAUGAAUCAGACACAAAAUCAAGAUUCCUUUCAAAACAUCAACAAGAUUGGUGACGGAUUCGAUGGUUCUCUUACUAGCCCCUCGGGUUACUUCAAUCAAACGAUGGAUUUUGAAGCAAUAGUGGAACAAAACAACCAAUGCUCCGGCGUUAUUGACUUUUCGGAUAAUUUGUGGAACGUCGACGACUUUUUAUUUUUUCAACAACAUUUCGACCGUAUGUGAUGAAAUAACCAAAAAUUCUGAUAAUAGUUUAGCCAAAUAGAUUACGGAAUAUUUGUUGAUUUCAUCAUAAGAAUAAUUAUUUUUAAUUUUUAAUUCCAAAAAAAAAAAUGCAAAAGAAGUACUACUUCUAUUUAUCUAUUUUUAGGUUUAUUUACGUCAUUUCGAGUAUUCAAUCCAUUAGAAAGAAAAAAUGUUCAUAAAGAUUUAAAGAAAGAG
Lactuca sativa (garden lettuce) is the source of this 1709-nucleotide messenger RNA. RefSeq names its product transcription factor MYB78. Gene Ontology annotation, biological process: regulation of DNA-templated transcription. Gene Ontology annotation, cellular component: nucleus. Gene Ontology annotation, molecular function: DNA-binding transcription factor activity; sequence-specific DNA binding. The record is from RefSeq and is a predicted model, not a curated record. Lineage: Eukaryota; Viridiplantae; Streptophyta; Magnoliopsida; Asterales; Asteraceae.